This is a messenger RNA of Actinia tenebrosa (Australian red waratah sea anemone), 6289 nucleotides long. RefSeq lists its product as uncharacterized. Lineage: Eukaryota; Metazoa; Cnidaria; Anthozoa; Actiniaria; Actiniidae. The record is from RefSeq and is a predicted model, not a curated record.
CACGAAAAUUGGUCAAAUUUUCAAAACUCUUCAAAAAGUCGCUGUUAUGAUCAAUAUUACUUACAUAAAUAUACCCUUAGCAUUUUUUUUACAUAUUACCGCAAGAAAUUCGUUAAAUUUUCGUUUUUCUUCUUGGCCGCCAUUAAUCAGUUGUCGCUUGUCUGUUCACUCGGGGGAAACUGGGUCGAGCGCAUAUGACGUCACUUACUCAACCCAAACAAAUCAACGUGAGAACUUUUCUAAGGAAGACUAGGAAGUACGGGUAGCGCGCCGGUAAUUCGGAGCUUUAUCUGUAUUUAUUUCCUCAAAAAUUGAAAGCUAUUAAGAUUGCCAUCUAAUUGUUGUGUGGUUCAGGGAUGCAGUAAUAAAUCUGAUCCAAAAAAAUGGCAUUUCAGUGCAUUCUUCGCCGAUUCACAAGCAGGAACACGCGAAGUGGAAGCGUUUUGUCACGUUGCAUCGCCUUAACUUCGAGCCUGAAAAUCGUUUCACUGUGAGCUCUGAGCAUUUUGAGGAUAGCUGCUUUGAAAGAGCAGUGCAUGUGGAAGGCUCAAAGAGAAUACUAAAGCCGGGAUCUGUACCAACCCUUUGGAAGCCCGAAAUCAACAGUCAGGACGAACUUAUCAGUGACAGAAGCCGCCGAAAGAACCAUGGCACAGUCCUCUUUAAUGGAUGACAAGUUUACGGUUUAUGUACGAAAAUCGUGCAACCCAGGACCCUAUCUUGACCCUAGCAAAGUUGAAACUCUGCGGAACUUCUUCCAAGAUAGAAGUGUCUCUCAAACAAUUACAAAAGUCAUCGAAGCUGUAGUGUUAGCAGGAUUAAACUUCAAAGACACGUUCAACAAGGUGCCGGUGCCCUUAAAAAGAGGUUCGACAAUAAAAAGUGAAGUAAUAGAAAAGGAAAAAGAUGGAAAGAGAAAAAAACAUUAUUAUAGACUACCUGUACUGGAUCGCAAAAGUAAAGGAGAGAUUGUCAUUGAGAAAUUUGUUCAAAAUCUUCAGUGCUGUUCAAAAUUUCUGUCCUGUAGUCAAAGGAUUUGUAAACAAUGUGAUGUAAAGCAAGAGUUGAUGCCAUCCAAAAUAGGACCAACAGUUGAAUUGUUUAAGAAAGAACCAGCCAUGCCCAAACCAAACACCCAAUUUACUAUUUACUGCAGAAGAAACUGUAAAAUUGGCCCGUUACUGAAUCCAAACAAAAUCAAAAAACUAUCUACCUCAUUCAGCGGUUCUCUUCCUGAUAUUAUCAAGCAGUUGGUUUCUGCGAUCGUCCUCUGUGGAUAUUCUCCUGUUGAUGCCAUAAAACAUGUGCCUUCUUGCCAAGGUGGAUGUAUUUUGGUUAAGGUCAAGAUUGGAAAGUUAAACCGAAUGUGCCUAGUCAGCAAUGUAAAUAGUUCCUUCAAGUUUUGGAAUUUUAUGAAGAAAUUUUGUUCAGCUUUUGGCAUGUGUCAAAAGUUUUUCUCUGGGGAACAGCCAAAAAAGUCGUCUUGCGAGAAGUGCAGAAAUGCUGAUGUUGAAGCUGAUUACUAUAGUUCUGAUGAUGAUGAUUUCCAAGAUCUUAAAGGUUUUAAAGAGAAAUUUGAGAAAAGAAAAAAAACCUUUAUUGAUAAACCCACUUCAGUCAAAAAGUUCAAGUUUGCUGAAGAAACCAACCAGCUCCAAUUUAAAGAACUUAAGGUGGUUAUUGAAAAGCUACCCCAAGAUAUAGUAAACCACUAUUUACAAAGAAACUCACCAACAACUCCCAGCCAAAAACAGGUCAAGAAAGCAUACCUACAUGGGGAAAAAGUUAAUAUCGUCUUCCCUGGACUAGAAAAAUCGCCGCGAAAAAGUUUGUUCCCAGAAGCCUCCACGUCACUGYCAUGUCCAAAUGAGGAUAAAGAUGAAGAAGCCGAAAACCUACUUAACAUCAAUGUCAAACAAGAAAAUACACAGCCUGUUUCUGGUGAAGCAAUCCCCAAUGAUAUGUCUGUUCAAAAUGAGAAUGACAAAUACUUGCUUGAGACUUUCCUUGAUCAGGUUGUCGAGGAUAAUAACACAGAAUUAAUGGCCCUAAAGGAAAUGAGUGAAAAGCUAGAAGGAAGUCCUCUUCAAGGUCUUUUUGGAAAACUUGAGGAACAGCAAGUUGGUGGCAGCAGCAUGGAGGAGGAACAACAGCAAGAAGAAAGUUUUGAGCAGUAUUCCAGCUCCUUUGAUGAUAAACAACUCUUUUCUCCAGGUUCUUUUUUGGGUGAUGUUUCAGGCUCAACUGAUAUGAGCUCCAGCCCAGAAAGGAUUGAGAUGAAAGAGAUAAAAAGGGAGCCACAAGAAAGGGAGAAAUCUUCUUGGAAUGGAAAAGAAGUUGUUGAUAAAGCUUUGUUUUACGACCCUGGAAAAGACUCUUCUUUCAAUGUAGCCAAAGAGRUUGAUACAGAAAACAUCAAGACAUACGAUGAAAAACAAAUGUCCAAUGAAUUAGCAACUGAUGCUCAUCCAAAAGCCAUGCCCAGUGCACUAGACUUUGCUGAUGAUCAAACAGAGUUGCAACAAUAUGUAGGUUCUGCAAAUACAAUGGAUAAACUACGCCACUUCAGUUAUACCCCAAUUCCAGUAACAAAAACCACACAGAAAGACAGUAAAGAAAAUGAAAAAGUUAAUCUCUCCAACUCUAGUGAAUGUUGUAACAGUCCUACAACGUUAACAAAUGAGGAUCAAAUUGAGGUCCCAUCACCUCUGAGGAAAAUUUCCAUGGAAGAUGGGUUACCCCUUGACGGCGUGACAUCUGAGAAUUCAGAGUAUCACAACUUGUCUCCUUCAGUAGUACCUUCGACAAGCCAAAAUUCUGCACUUUUGAAAAUACCCACAGUCACACAAUCCAAUCCCUUCUCUAGCUCUAGUUUUCCGGCAGUAUUGCAAGCUCAGGAAAUUACAGCCAAACGAUUUUCUGGAAAUGCUAUUAGUACCACUCUUCACCAAGAAUCUUUGGGCAGUAGACUGUUCAGCAAUACUAAUGCUGCAGUUCAGGGUGCUAGCUCUGUUGCUGCACCACAGCUUCAAAGUCUGUCAGUGGAUAAUGUCACAACAAGUGGGUUAAAAAGUACAUUUGGGCCACCACCAACACCUGCACCUCUGGAUUGCCUUUCAAGUUCUGGGAUACUAUCUACUCAAGUACCUUUGUUUUCCUUGCCUGGAAAUGUUUCCAAUUCUGGUUUUCCAGCUAGGAAUGGUACCUAUAGCACUCCAAGAACACCGGUGGUUUCUCUUCUUGGAAAUCCUGCAACCAAUUCCAGUUUACCAAGUUUUGGAAUGGCAUUUAAUCAGGUACCUUUGCUUUCGUUACCUGGAAAUGUAUCCAAUCCUGGUUUUCCGGUUACAAAUGGUACCUAUAGCACUCCAAGAACACCAGUGGUUUCUCUUCCUGGAAAUCCUGCAACCAAUUCCAAUUUACCAAGUUUUGGAAUGGCAUUUAAUCAGGUACCUUUGCUUUCGUUACCUGGAAAUGUAUCCAAUCCUGGUUUUCCAGUUACAAAUGGUACCUAUAGCACUCCAAGAACACCAGUGGUUUCUCUUCCUGGAAAUCCUGCAACCAAUUCCAGUUUUCUAAACUCAAAUCAGCAGCAAUUUCUUCAAAUGGGUUGUAAUAGAAAUACUUUUUCAUUGAAUGCAAUUCCUCAUUCACUACAUAAUGGCAUGCGACAAGCUGAAAUUCUGAGACAGACGAUGACUUUGACCAACAUUUCUUCACCCACAGGAAACAAGGCAAUGACAGGUGUUAAUCCUUUUUAUUAUGGAGGGGGAAAUGUGCAAACAUAUUCAUUUCAAGGACAACAGUUGCCGCGCGCACCGUUUGUCACUCCUCAUACAAGUGCUGCUUUACGAGGACCCUACCCCUACAAUGCAUUAACGAACAAUUUCAUGGCCAACUCCCUUUACCCAGUGCAAUCACCUAAAUACUACCCUCCUUUUGGAAGUCAAGCCACUCAAUUUCUCCCUCUAAAUCACCCUUCUCAAGCACCAGCCAUAAGGUAUAGCUUUCCUCCAACUAAUGGACUUCCUGCAGAUUCAAGUCAUGUAUCCCUGAAAAAAGCUGAUGUAGCAAGCGUUCCGCCUUACGCUGUAACCAACCAGUUAUCAAGAGAAUUGCCUAGACAAUACCCAACCUCAACAUCUUAUCAGUUAACCAGUCAGUCUGUUACAAAGACCACUCCAUCAUCAGAAGAGGUACCAAAUGCAAGACAAUACCCACCCUCAACAUCUUAUCAGUUAACCAGUCAGUCUGUUACAAAGAUUACUCCAUCAUCAGAAGAGGUACCAAAUGCAAGACACUGCGCACCCUCAACAUCUUAUUUAACCAGUCAGACUGUUACAAAGACCACUCCAUCAUCAGAAGAGGUACCAAAUACAAGACACUACCCGCCCUCAACAUCUUAUUUAACCAGUCAGUCUGUUACAAAGAUCACUCCAUUGUCAGAAGAGGUUCCAAAUCUAAGACACUACCCACCCUCAACAUCUUAUUUAACCAGUCAGUCUGUUACAAAGACCACCCCAUCAUCAGAAGAGGUACCAAAUGGGCAGUCAAGUCAAUCUCUUUCAUUGACCAGCCAAGCAUCAGAUACAAGGCAAAUCCAAACUUCAACUAUUACAACAGCUUCUGAAUCUAAUGAUGUUAAUACUGGUUUAAACACAUAUAAUGAUAACAAUGUAGGAGAGGAGGAAGUUCCCACCGGAACUAAAAAACUGCUUGAGAAAAACCCGCUGGCAAAGGCCAUAUUCAUCUUGAUGCAAAAAUGUCAAUCUUUACCAAAAGAAAGACGAACAUCUGUUAUAAAUAAAAUAGAGCAGAUGCUUCAGACGCGCCGGCAAAGAUUAGCCAUUACUCAUAAAGAUAUCAAUGAUUUAGGAGAAUUAGUUGGAGCUGAAAUAAAGAAUGAUUCUGUUUUUUGUGAUUUCUUAAAGUUAAUAACUGCACGACCAGUGGUCAGGGACUCUAACGGCGCGUUCCAUACUAUAAGCAAUUCUGAAAAAGAUGAUACGUGUAGGACGCAAACUGUUGUUAUUGAUUUGGAAGAGGAUACUCCUGUCACGCAAUCUCAAGGUAGUCACAUGGAAACUGUCACGCCAUCUCAAAUGGAGAGUGACACUCUUACUGACAACGGAAUAGAAAUACCAUCUGAUAAUCUUCUGGAAACUAGUAUGUCAGCCAAUGACGAUGUGGUUAUUAAUGAUCAACCGACAGAGAAAGAGUCUCUUCCUGCGAGUGGAUUAAAUAUGGUUAAUGAUCCACCCACAAGURAUGCAGUGCCACAAGCAGAGUCCAGUACACAGCGGUUUAACUCAUUACUUCCAAGACCUAUUCUCCAAGUGUCAAAAAUUCAAGAUAUGACAAUCCUUCUCUGGGACAUCCCAGAUCAAUCUAGUAGUGAAUUAGUCAAAGAGUACGAGCUGUAUGCAAUCCAACUAGGAGCAACUGAAAGGUUAACUAAGGAUUUGAUACGAUUAAUGACGUGGAAGAAGAUUGGAACUGUCAGAGCUCUUCCAACGCCGAUGGCAAUUACCCUUACGAACUUGGUUCAAGGUUUUAAGAAUUACAUGAUAGUGAGGGCUAUAGGUUCAGAUGAUUGUGUUGGCCCUUUUUCUCGUAUGUGUGAAGUCAUAUGUGAAUCUUGAUAUUUGGCAUUAAUAUACACAGCUAAAUCAUCAAAAGGUCGGUGAAGGCUUUUGUUGCAUGUUGGUCAUGUUGCAUGCUGCAAGUUACAUGUUGCACGUUACAUGCUGCACGUUGCAUGUUGCAUGUUGGUCAUGUUGCAUGCUGCAUGUUACAUGUUGCACGUUACAUGCUGCAUGUUACAUGUUGCAUGCUGCAUGUUGCACGAUGCACGUUGCAAUCUGCUUGUUACAUGUUGCAAGUUGCACGUUACAUGCUGCACGUUGAAUGCUGCUUGUUACAUGUUGCAAGAUGCAUGUUGCAAGUUGCACGCUGCAUGCUGCUUGUUACAUGUUGCAUGUUGCAAGAUGUACGUUCUUCACCUCGUAAUACAUGGUCAAUAAAAGACGCCUUCACUAACCUUUAGUGAAUUAGCUGUAUUCUCCAUGACACUGGGUAAGCUUAUAGGAGUUUCAUGCCUCACCGUGAAGACUGCGGACUAAAGGUUUAUAAUAGUCAGGGGUGGAUCCAGGGUUUGGACAUGAGUAGUUUACUCUGAAUUUAUACCCAACCCACCAUCCCCCUAUUAGUUAUAAACUGCCUAAAAGGAUACAUCUAGCAUAGCAUGCUGUCUGCAGUCAAGAUCCUUGUACAGAUUUAUCUCAGUUGA